Messenger RNA from Aphanomyces astaci, 825 nucleotides. RefSeq lists its product as hypothetical. NCBI's taxonomy places the organism in Eukaryota, Oomycota, Saprolegniomycetes, Saprolegniales, Verrucalvaceae. The record is from RefSeq and is a predicted model, not a curated record. Bases 1 to 825 code for a protein of 274 amino acids. The transcript is spliced from 2 exons.
AUGAGCCCUCACUCAACCUGUGCGCCGCUCUACAAUGGGCCUCCUCUGGACGACCAGAACAGAACGUUCCUUGAAUGGAAGCCGCUGUUCGUCAGCCAAGCCGAUGGCCAUGAGUUUACUCAAUUCUACCUCAACAAGGCUUAUAUGCCUUCGGACCUUGAGCCGUCUAUCUUGAGUAUCCUCGAUGACGAUGUCCAAGUCGACAAGCUUAAGCAGCCCGAACUCUACUCAGUCGCGGACUUCACUGGUGAUGGCCUAACCGUGCGACAUAAGGCGAUCGCUACUCACAACCAAUCGGUGAAGAGUGCUACUCUGAAAACGGAACUUGCCAAGGCACUGUCUCUGACCCUGCGGUGCUUAAUGCCCAAUCCCACAAGUUCAACUACCACGAUGGUCACUGCACUGCCUGGACACUCUCUUGGCCGACGUCAAGUCCAUCGCGAGUCGAGUCAGUAUCGUGCUGCCAUAAUCCCUUCCUCGCUGGAUAUCGCUGCGUCCGAUUACGAUGCAUUUCAAUGGGCUAACCAUUACAUGGUGAAACUGUCGGAAGUAUUUUUAGACGACAAGCAAAUCUGGGACCUCAUUCGUGCUAUAUCGAGCAACGCCAAGGCCUCGGGUCAGCCAUGCUCCGUUGCAUCCAUCGACACGGCCAUCAAGGACGCAUUCUCGACGCGACACCUUCGUUCGCUUGCACUUGGCGAACAUGGAACUGUCGACUCGACGCAUACUCACUCGAACCUUAACGCUACUGUCGUCGAAGAUGCCUCUAGUCCGGUUGGCCUAGUCACGCCACGCUCGUUACCAUCGUAUGCCCAGCACAAGUAA